Molecule: messenger RNA, 1983 nt
Organism: Tetrahymena thermophila SB210
Lineage: Eukaryota; Ciliophora; Oligohymenophorea; Hymenostomatida; Tetrahymenidae
Product: AMP-binding enzyme family protein
Exons: 6
Cellular component (GO): endoplasmic reticulum; membrane
Molecular function (GO): long-chain fatty acid-CoA ligase activity
Source: RefSeq, a predicted model, not a curated record
AUGGGAGGAAACUAAUCUUCAGUUCACAUUUACUCAGAACCUGUUACUGAAAAAAAAGAUGGCGAAACAUCUGUAUAUAGAAAUGUGCAAUCAAAAGAAAAAUUAUUAGAAUAUCCAAGCGAAGAUCUCUAAACAAUUUAAGCAGCAAUAUUGAAAGCUAAUAGCUUGUACAAAGACUAGGAGUUCAUAGGCUAAAGAGAUGCAAAUACUAAAAAAUUCACUUAUAAAACAUACGGAGAAGAGUACCUUUAGGCAAGGGCAGUUGGUACAUAAAUAAAAAGAUUAAAUCUUGCAUUCAAAACUAAUGAAUAUAAGAAUAUUGAUCUCAGCUUAAUAGGUAUUUAUGCUAAAAAUCGUGUUGAAUGGAAUACAGUAGAUAUGGCUUGUGCUCUCUACGGAGUUACAGUAGUACCACUAUAUGACACUCUUGGCCACGAGACAAUCACAUUUGUUUUUGAAUAAACAUAAAUGACUACUUGUUUUUGCUCAGCUGCAAGCGUUAAUACCUUAGUCUAAACACCCAAUUUGCAUAAAUUAGCUAAUAUCGUUUACUUCGAUCCACUAACAGAAGAAACCAAAUAACAAAUUGAAAGCAGAGGAAUCAAAUUAAUUAGCUAUGAAGAAAUUUUAAAAGAAGGAGCAUCUAAUUUAGAAGAGCUUCCCCAAAACUUAAAUCCAUAAUAAGUAUUUACAUUUAGCUACACUUCGGGAACAACUGGUCUUCCAAAAGGAGCCAUGCUUACACACAAAAACUUCAUGUCGGCAGUUUCCGCAUUGGGAGAAUUUGAUAUGAACAACACAGACACUUUACUUUGCUAUCUCCCUCUUCCACAUGUAAUGUAGAGAGUCUUAAACGUAAUCUCAUGGUGCAAAGGUACUAAAAUAGCGUUUUUCGGUGGUGAUAUGCUAAAACUAAAAGAAGAUAUCUAAGAUAGUAAACCCACUAUUUUUGUUUCUGUACCUAGACUUUUCAACAGAUUUUAUGACGUCAUUCUAGAUAAUUUGAAAAGAGUAGAGGGAUUUAAAUAAAGCUUAAUAUAGACAGCAAUUAAGACUAAAUUAGAAAAUUUAAAGACUAAAAAUUAAUACAAUCACUUCCUCUAUGACAAAUUAGUCUUUAACAAAAUUAAAGACAUUUUUGGAGGACGAGUUAGACUGGUUGCAAGUGGAUCAGCUCCAAUUUCUUCAGAUGUACUUGAUUUUUAUAAAAUUGUUUUAGGAUGCCCAGUAUACGAAGCAUAUGGAUAAACAGAAGGAAUGGGUUUACAGUUUAUGACCUCUAGACAAGAUAAAUAAUCUUGUGGAUACGUUGGUGGUGUGUGCUCUCAGCUAGAAAUGAAGCUAAUUGACGUCCCAGAAAUGAAUUACUUUUCCACUGAUAAAAAUGAACAUGGAGAUAUUAUUCCAAGAGGUGAAAUUUGUGUUAGAGGUAGCUCAGUCUUUGCAGGGUAUUAUAAAGAUGAGGAAAAAACCAAAGAAGCAAUUGAUGAUGAAGGAUGGUUACAUUCUGGAGAUAUUGGUAGCUUACUACCAAGUGGGUCUCUUAAGAUAAUAGAUAGAAGAAAAAACAUAUUUAAAUUGAGUUAAGGUGAAUAUGUAGCUCCAGAAAAAGUAGAAAAUAUCUAUGUUAGAGCUAGGGGUGUUGCAGAAGCUUUUGUCUAUGGAGACUCUUUAAAAAAUAAUUGCGUUGCAGUUAUUGUUCCUAACCCAGAUGAAAUUAAAAGAAUAGCUAAAGAACUUAAUGUAGAUAAUGAAGAAGAUAUUUCUAAAUUAUGCUAGAUUCCUUAAAUUAUUCAGUUUUAUUAAAAAUCUAUUUUUGAGCAUGGAAAAGCUAAUAAACUUUACACUUUUGAAUAAGCUACAAAAAUACAUUUAGAACCUACCUCAUUUAUUCUAUAAGGGUUAUGUACAUCAACUUUGAAGCUAUAACGCUAUUAAGCAAAAUAGCGUUAUGAAUCUGUAAUUAAAAAACUUUAUGAAUGA